This is a messenger RNA of Cyphellophora attinorum, 2034 nucleotides long. Its product is annotated as Cytosolic phospholipase A2 epsilon. Gene Ontology annotation, molecular function: A2-type glycerophospholipase activity. NCBI's taxonomy places the organism in Eukaryota, Fungi, Ascomycota, Eurotiomycetes, Chaetothyriales, Cyphellophoraceae. Gene Ontology annotation, cellular component: cytosol. Gene Ontology annotation, biological process: glycerophospholipid catabolic process. The coding region runs from base 1 to 2034 and encodes 677 amino acids. The transcript has a single exon. The record is from RefSeq and is a predicted model, not a curated record.
AUGUCAAGAUCAUUCAAUGCGCCACGACGCAGUGAGACGGUGCAGCAACAGGAGUACGAGGCUCAAAUCCUAGACCAACACUACCCACUCCAGCAGGUGCACUCCGAUGAGCAGGAAUUGGUUGCAUCCAACGAUGCUGAAUGCACGCAGCACCUACCUGGACAGUUUCCAUCCGGCGAGAUCGAGAAAGGAGGCAUGAAGGCCAAGAUGAAGUCCUUCUGGAACAAGACUGUCGUUCCAGCAUUUCCAGAGGCCGUCGGCGAUAUCUCACUGAUCAAGAAAGCCAUGCGAGUUGAGGCAAACGUCACCCAAGACAUCCAGAAUCCCGAAAAGUACCCAGAAAUUUCCAAGGUUGCACAUGUGCGAACUGGAUUGGAGCUCUGUAUAGAGGAAAGGAACUGGCUGUCAGCUAGGAAGCAGCGAGUCAAGCAAGCAUUCUGCUGCUACAUGUCCCUGAAUGAGACUCAAGUACACAUCGACGAUGUACCCAUUGUUGCCUUCGGCGGUAGCGGUGGAGGCUACCGCGCCUUGAUUGGUAUGCUGGGCUAUGCUGUUCAAAUGAAAGACUCUGGCUUGUGGGACAUGUUGAGCUACGUGGCCGGAGUCAGCGGUAGCUGCUGGACGCUCGCCGCGUACUACACCUGGGGCCAAGCAGACUGGCAGCGUGUUGUCGAACACGUGAAGCAGCGGCUCAGCCCAUACCAUCCGCUUAGUCCCGAGGCAGUUCGAGAAGUGCUUCAAUCGGAGCAUGGCCCUGCGCUGACUUUAGGUCCUCUGGUCCAGAAGCAUCGAAGUGGCCUUGAGACUGUGGCGAUGGAUUUUUACUCUGUCUUCACCACAGGUCAUUUGUUCCUCAAUAGUCACGUGGCAGGGCCGAACGACAGUGCUCAGAAGUCAUGGCUCAAAUGGUCCAGCGCCAUUAUUUAUCUGGAAUCUGGGCAAGAACCGCUGCCGCUCUUGACAGCAAUCCGUCACGAAAGACCGUGGAAAGAUUGGGCAAAUGAGAAGCGCCCUUUCAAGAACACCGACCCUCAUGAUCAAGAGCAUUCCAAGGCCAAUGACGCAUGGUUUCAGUGGUUUGAAUUAUCUCCAUUUGAGGUCGGGUGCGAUGAACUCCAGGCAUGGAGUCCUAUCUGGGCCUUUGGACGGCCUUUUGAGCACGGCAAAUCCACUGUGCAACUCCCAGAACAAUCGCUCUCGCUUCUCCUUGGCUUAUGCACGUCAGCUCCAGCUGGGCCACUAACGUCAUAUCUGGCUACAAUCAAGCGCAGCCUACCUCCUGGGUUCUUGGGCAAGUCGGUGCUUGAUGUUUCCAAAGGCGUAGCGCGAAUGUGGGGGAAGCAAGGCAAAGAGGAGUUCCAGCAGCACCACCCACUGGACCCAUGCAGCGAACAUAAUUUCAUGUUUCAUUUGUCCGAGAAUUCGACUUACAAAGAGAAUGCCAAGCCUAUUGAGAAUACGCCUACGUUGGAACUUAUGGACAGCGGUCUAGACAACAAUUGCCCUACCUACGUGUUCCUACAUCCAGCACGCCGAGUCGAUCUCAUUCUCAACAUGGAUGCCUCAAGUGACGUGCAGAAGGACUCAUUCCCACAACGUGUCGACCAGAUCGGUUCAAGAAAAGGUAUUAAAUUCAUGAAACGUGAUGAGCAGCCUUCUCCAAAUGUCGACUCGAUGGCUUUUAACAAGUUCGCUGGACAGUAUGGUCAAACCUACGACGGCACUCUUCUCAAAGAUAAGCCUGAAACUGUCAUUGACAGUUAUGGCCACGAAGUCUACAACCCCCCGGCACCGAGAGUGCUGCAGGAGUGCAGCAUGGUGUACAUGCCCCUGCUCCCAAAUGAAGAUGCUGUCGCGGGCUUCGAUCCAUCCACUGCCAAAUUCUCGGGGUCUUAUAACCUCGUGUGGACUGCUGAGCAGGUGGAGAUGUUGAUGAAAGUCUCACAGGCGAAUUGCAAGCAGGCCGAAGCUGCCAUAAAGUCAGCGGUCAUGGAAGCAUAUAUGCGGAAUAAAGCUCAACGCGAAGCGUCAUGA